This is a messenger RNA of Solanum dulcamara, 1998 nucleotides long. RefSeq lists its product as uncharacterized. Gene Ontology annotation, biological process: dGTP catabolic process. The transcript is spliced from 19 exons. The record is from RefSeq and is a predicted model, not a curated record. Lineage: Eukaryota; Viridiplantae; Streptophyta; Magnoliopsida; Solanales; Solanaceae. Gene Ontology annotation, cellular component: nucleus. Bases 261 to 1682 code for a protein of 473 amino acids. Gene Ontology annotation, molecular function: dGTPase activity.
UAAUCAUGUGUAGGCUGUAACACGCUCUUCCACUGCGCGUAUAAUAAGAAACUUAUGUUACUUGGAGGCAUCUCCAUCACUUUACCACCACUCCAAAAUUCCUGUACCUGACGCCUUUCCCCCUCCUCGCACUCCUCCAUUCUUCCCUAUAAAAAGCAAAGUUUAAAGGCUAUAGAAACCAAAUUCUCUCACUCGAAACCUUUACACAACCAAAAUAGUCUCUCCGGAAUUAUCUACACCAGUACCUGAAACAGUUUCCUAUGGGAGAUUGUAACAACGGUGACCUAUUACCGAGCUACAACUACGGCGCGGCUCCGUUCGACGACCGGCGGUUCUCCAAGCAUAUUCAUGAUAAUGUUCACGGCAACAUCUAUCUCGAUCGCCAAUCACUGAAGUUCAUUGACACUGAACAAUUUCAGAGGCUUCGCGAUUUGAAGCAGCUAGGUCUUACAUACAUGGUUUAUCCUGGGGCUGUGCACUCUCGGUUUGAGCAUUCCCUAGGGGUCUAUUGGCUGGCCAGUGAUGCUGUACAUAGACUUAAGACCUAUCAAGGACUGGAGCUUGGCAUUGAAUCUUUUGAUGUACAGACUGUGAAACUUGCUGGAUUACUACAUGAUGUGGGUCAUGGGCCAUUCAGUCACAUGUUUGAGCGUGAAUUUCUUCCUCGGAUUUGUGACGGCAUUAAAUGGUCCCAUGAAGAUAUGUCUUUGAAGAUGAUAGACUACAUUGUUGAUGAGCAUAGCAUUGAUAUUGAUUCUGACACUCUGAAGAAAGCAAAGGAAAUGAUAGUUGCUUCUGAGAAAGGUAAAUCAGUGAGCUCGAAAGAGAAGCAGUUCUUGUAUGAUAUUGUUGCUAAUGGGAGAAACGGAAUAGAUGUUGACAAAUUUGAUUACAUAGAGCGUGACACCAGGGCUUGUGGCCUUGGGUGCAAUUUUCAGUUCCAGAGGCUAAUGGAAACAAUGCGUGUUAUAGACAAUGAAAUAUGUUAUCGGGCAAAAGAAUAUCUUACAAUCCACAAGCUAUUUUCCACUCGUGCUGAUUUGCAUCGUACAGUCUAUACGCAUCCAAAAGUGAAGGCAAUAGAGCUCAUGGUUGUAGAUGCCUUGAUAAAAGCCAAUGACCAUCUUCAAAUUGCUUCACACAUCGAUGAACCAGCUCAGUACUGGAUGUUAGAUGAUACAAUAGUCAAAACAAUUGAAACUUCUACCCAUCAAGAGCUAGAGGAAUCCAGAAAUCUGAUUCGUCGAAUUCGGAGGAGGGACAUAUACCAGUUCUGUAAUGAGUUUGCUGUGCCCAAGGAGAAUCUGGAGCAUUUUAAAAAUGUUACGGCUCAAGACAUAAUUUGUUCCCAGAAUUCUGAUGCUCAUUUGAGUGAGGAAGAUGUCAUUGUUACUAAUGUCAAAAUUGAUUUGACUAGUGGAAAGAAUAAUCCAUUGGAAAGGAUCAGCUUCUUCCAGGAUUAUGAUAGCUUUGAAAAAUCCCAUAUAAAGGAUGAUCGCAUCAGUCACUUGUUGCCUGCGUGUUACCAGGAUAUGAUUGUUAGAGUUUAUACCAGAGAACCUAAACUGGUAGAAGCUGUUUCCAAUGCAUUUGAGAAUUUUCAGAUGAAGACUUAUGGGAAGAAAACGCAAGUGCAUGCGACUCCUGAAAAAAAGAGACGCCUGAAGUACAAGGAGAAAUAAAUGCCUAUACAUCUGCUUCUGGACAGAUUUACAUUCUGUGAAUCCACAUGAACCAUAGAUUCUCACUUUCUUAUUUUAUAGAUGUGCAGUCCAUGUGUAUGGCUAAACUGAUAUCCUUUUGGUUGACUUGUAAAAAAGUCUAGAUGCAUGAAGUCGUUGCUUGUUGAUAUUGCAAAUAUAGGUUCUGUAAUGGCACCGGAAGAAUGGCGUUGGUCACAUGUUUGGUAUGGAGGAAAAUAUGUAUGUCAAGUUUUCUCUGUUUGGUUGCUUAAAUGAGGAAAAUAAAUUUCCUAAUGAAAGUAGGGAAACAAGUUGC